AUGAUCGGGAAGAAGCUCGCCGCUUAUAGUGACCGCCGGGACGAUACAAGACUGCACAUGCAACACCGGGAUCAGCCGCCCUUGGACGGCAAACAGACUUUCGUAGCCGCCUCGUACUUGCCGGCCAACUGCGGUACGACAACCCUGGAUGUGGCGGAUGUGCUUUGCAGCGGAAGCCUGCACUCAUCGCCACCAGGAAGUGAUGAUGUGUCUUCUGCGACGACCGGAAGUAAAACGACGCUCUCGGUGUCCGUGGACGACGCCGGACGACUGGUGUGCGAGGCCGCUGGCCGCUGUCCCGCGGCCGACUGCAGCUGUUGGAUACUGUCCGUGCCGCUGGCCGACGACUGUCACGCGUACAACUGCCGGCUGUCGCUCCUGGCCGCCGGCACCUUGGGGCUGCACACCACCGCCGCCGUGAUGCCCGGACAGCCGCUCAAGAUGUGGUUCCCGCCCGAUCUCCAACUCAUGCUGCACGUGCCGUUUCUCACGCCCGUCAACAUAAGAGACGAGAGAAAGUACGUCUGCCACAAGUGCGGUUACACGUGCGAAAAGCCCAACCCGCUGAAAAUCCACAUGGCGCUGGACUGCGGCAGACGACCGCGCGCCAAACUCUGGUCCAGGCUGGCGGCCGACCACUGCGCGAGCGGCCGGACGAUCGAAGCGUCGUUCCGGUUCAGCCUGACGCCGGCCGAGUCGCGGGCGCCCUUGUCGUCCGGCUCCGCCGACUCGGCGUUCCGGCCUUACUCGCCCGAGUCGUCGGCCAGCAGUGGCGGCGGUCCUCCAGCGCCCCCGUCGCCACUGCGGCCGCCGCCGCCCGCGCCACCGUCGUCUUCGUCAUCGUCCGACCGAACGCCACUGCAGGACGGACCGCUCCGACAGGUGAUCGGCGGCAGCGACACGGCGUUCUUCGACAGGCGUUGCGCCGAGAUGGAAACCAUCGUCAGCAACCUCGGCCACUCCGAUCAAGGACACCUGUGCAUAUACUGCGGUAAAGUCUACUCCAGGAAGUACGGGCUCAAGAUUCACAUCAGAACUCACACCGGUUUCAAGCCGCUUAAAUGCAAAUAUUGCUUCCGACCGUUCGGCGACCCAAGCAAUUUGAACAAACACGUGCGGUUGCAUGCCGAAGGAGACACUCCUCAUAAGUGCGAUUGUUGCGGGAAAAUCCUGGUGCGCAAGAGAGACCUCGACAGGCACAUGAAGUCAAGGCACGCACAAGUUUUGCAGAAAAACGUGUAUAAAAUGCACGUACCUGUAUGA
Macrosiphum euphorbiae (potato aphid) is the source of this 1263-nucleotide messenger RNA. The record is from the annotation of a GenBank genome assembly. Lineage: Eukaryota; Metazoa; Arthropoda; Insecta; Hemiptera; Aphididae.